Molecule: messenger RNA, 2004 nt
Organism: Marasmius oreades (fairy-ring Marasmius)
Lineage: Eukaryota; Fungi; Basidiomycota; Agaricomycetes; Agaricales; Marasmiaceae
Exons: 5
Coding region: 61-1803 (580 amino acids)
Source: RefSeq, a predicted model, not a curated record
GGUCAAUUACAUUUUCUCAUUCUCUCUUACUACCCACAGAUCGAGACCAACGGAAACCCAAUGACGACUAAUUUCAAUGAAUAUAUUCAGCAGAGCAAAAACAACAGUAAAAAUAUACACAAUUGGAGAUUCAGCGCAACAAGAUUCGAAGAAGCUGAUGAGCGUUGGCAAAAGUUUUAUAGAGAGUGCCGGGGCAUUGAACCGCAAAACAAUGAUAAUGGAAGGUUCUGGUUUCCGAUGACACACGACGCCUUCCGACCAAGAAAAUGUUACGAUGAUUUAUAUUCAAAAGUGUGGACGUGGACCAUGGAGGGAGAUCGUCAAAUUCUCAUUACUGGUCAGCCUGGUACAGGCAAAAGGGUUGCUAUGUGGUACCUCAUUUAUCGUGUUAUUCGUGAGACAGAUCUCCAACCAAUCGUUUAUGUGGCCAGACAGACCACAUACGUUUUCUACAAUGGAAAGGUAUUUUUCGGACCCACAAAUGCUUGUGCUUCCGACGCGCUACCCAGUCCCAAGGCCGAACCAGCGACUCUCCUUGCUUUCCUGAAUCUCGACACAACGAGCGCCUCUUUCUUGAGUGUCGGCAAUGCAUCGACCAGGCUCAUCCAGGCCUCCUCCCCCAACCCAAAGAACCACCCAUGGACCAAAAAGGACCUUCUUCAUAUACAACUAGUGCUCCCUCUUUGGACAAAAAGCGAACUUGUGGAAAGCUUUGAAAUGGGAUCGUCGUAUACACGGUUUGUGGAUACGCUACAUGAAUCCUUCGAUGAACAUGGAAACGCGAAAGAAGGCGUCGAUCCUGACUUCGCCAGUCGCUUCAAGUCAGCAUUGGAGCAGGCACGUCUACAAGCAGACACACAUCUCGGUCCUCUCGACCGUACCCUCAAGUUGUCUGUCCUUAUCGGUGCCGCCAUGGCCAAAUUCGGCUCUGUAGCCCGCGACGUCUUCGCAGCCCUCCUCGACCCGCUUAGUGUAGAUGCGGAAGUGGACACCGCUGUUGAUAAGCUCACCUUGGACGAUCUACUCACUGCUUCGAUCGACGUACUAUCCUUACCUGGAAUCUCACAUCGAAUCAUUCUCGCAUCUGCCGAGGGUGAACAGAUCGAUAAGGUCAUGGUAGACCCAAAGUUGAGAAUCACUAUUAAAUCGCCUAACAUCGCCAAUCGGGCAAUGGGCCGACUGCAAGCUUUUGAAGACAAAGAAAUUGUUCAAACCUGUGUCCGUUUACUUUUCGGCUCGUGUGGACGGCCAUUGGCGGGAUGGGUGUUUAAAGAUGUUGCACCGCGAUUCCUCAAAACAUCCCAGAAUGACAUCCCGUUAGUUCCUAUGGUCCCUACAGAUUCCAAGACUACCUCCAAUCCAACGUUCACCACACCAAAAGAUCUCAAAGUUGGAAACACAGUUUUACCGUCCAAGUUAAAGGUUGAAAAAAUCUCCUUCAAAUCAAGCAACUGGAAGAACGUUCCUAGAGACAUUUAUCUUUUCUCCGACGUCUGUAACACGCCGCUGAUGGACAGCAUUCUUAUCCAAACCAAGGGUCGAACUUUUAUACUAUGGGUUCUUCAACUCGCAGUGGCUGAAGGUUGUCAUUACGGUUCCAAGGAAGGAUAUCCACUCAUAGAUGAGAUCAAGCAAUCCCUACUCUCCAAGCCAAAUCAUACUGUUCAAACCCGCUACGUGCUUAUAAAACCAACUUAUUCUGAUUAUUCUUUCGGGGCGAAGGCACCUGCGUUUUGGAAGAUGCCUGAAGGUUGGAUACAACGCAAAGGCGUCGUAUUUUGUGCUUAUCUCCGACUCCAGUGAGUCAAGACCUGUAUAACAUUAUUAUCAUUAUCUAUAAUUUCCCAACGGAUUGGAGAAGGCACUUGGGUCGUGGGAGAUGCCUGAAGGUUGAAGAAGACGCAAAGGCGACGAAAACUCAUCCAUUACGCUCCGUAGAAUAUAAGUCGCGUUUCUGAACAUGCCCUUGUGGAAGAAGAAACACAACGGCACGCGAAAUACGAG